AUGGAAGUGGGUGAUUAUAAAGAGGGGCAGUGUUUCAUCAUGCAUCUUCCUGAUGAUUGUUUAUCUUUCAUUUUUCAAAAAUUUGAUUCUAGUGGUGAUCGGGAAUCUUUUGGUCUAACGUGUCAUCGCUUGCUUCAUAUCCAAAAUUCAAGUCGUAAGUCUUUGGAAUUUGGAUGUUCGUUCUCUCGAUUAAAUCACUCAUUAUCUGAAGCUAGCGUGGACAUUGAUUCUUUCAUUCUUGAUAAGUUGAUUAAUCGUUUUACACAGUUAGAGGCGCUAUCUUUAUCUGGGUGUAUAAAUCUUGUAGAUUCGGGUUUAAUCCGACUGCAAGAUAAUGGGUUGAAAUUACGCACUCUCUAUCUUGAUUGUUGCUUCAAAGUUACUGAUAAUGGAAUUUGUUCGGUUGCUAUAGGCUGUCCAAAUCUGUCAUUAGUUAGUCUUUAUCGGUGCAGUAUAAGCGAUAAUGGAUUGGAACUCUUAGCUAAAUCAUGCUUAUCUCUAAAAGAUGUGAAUCUCGAGUGGUGCACCCUUGUAACUGACUCUGGAAUUUCCAUUAUCACAAGCUAUUGUCGUAAGAUUCGAGCAAUUAAGAUAACUCACUGUGAGAAAAUCAAAGGAGUUGGCUUUGAAGGGUGUUCACAAACCUUGGCCUGUUUAGAAGCUGAUUCUUGCAAAAUUGAACCUGAAGGUGUCAUGGGAAUUUUAAGUGGAGGGGGUCUCGAGUAUCUGAAUGUUUCGUCUCUUUGUUGGUCCAUACAGGGCGAUGGUUUAAGAGCAAUUGGUGGCGGGCUUGGUACUAAUCUUAGAAUUCUUAACUUCCGGGUAUGCAGAACUAUUAGUGAUGAAACAAUACUGCAAAUCUCAAAAGGGUGCCCGUUGCUCCAAGAGUGGAACCUAUCUUUAUGUACAGAGAUCGGGCUCAUGGGUUGGGAGUCAAUCGGGUUGUAUUGUAAUAAUUUAGAGAAGCUUCAUGUACAUGGGUGCCGGGGCCUUUGUGAUAGAGGGUUGCUAGCUUUAAGAAACGGAUGCAAACGUCUCUCAGUUAUUUACAUCACGAGAUGUCAACAAGUUAGUUCAUUGGCGAUCACAGUAUUCAAGAUUGCAAGAUGGGAUGUGGAAAUAAGACUUGAAGAAGUCAUGUGUAUUAUGCCUAAGCAUUUCUUUAGAUGAUAUCUUUUUUGGAACUUCCAAUUGUUCAAUGGAAGAAGAUACAGGUCAAUUUGAUCCAUUCAUUGUUUUCAGAGAAAUUGCUCAAUUCAGUCAAGUGUUUGUUUGUUAUACUGAUUUAAGUUAUACUUGUGUGGAGGUAAGAAUUGAUUACUUUGUGCA
Messenger RNA from Erigeron canadensis, 1329 nucleotides. Its product is annotated as F-box/LRR-repeat protein 12. Lineage: Eukaryota; Viridiplantae; Streptophyta; Magnoliopsida; Asterales; Asteraceae. Gene Ontology annotation, biological process: SCF-dependent proteasomal ubiquitin-dependent protein catabolic process. Bases 1 to 1170 code for a protein of 389 amino acids. Gene Ontology annotation, cellular component: SCF ubiquitin ligase complex. The record is from RefSeq and is a predicted model, not a curated record. The transcript has a single exon.